AUGGAGUCACCUUCUCGACCUGCUCGAAAUGCAGCCGUCUGUUUAUGUUUUGCCCUCGCUCUUCUCCUCGUCGUCCUAGUACUUUGCACGGAUCCGCCCUGCACUCACCGCGGUCUUUCGACUCUCGAAUUCUCGUCGCUCGCACCCUCCUUCGGCUGUAACUUCCCGAUUCUAUCCCCAAUCGCAUCCCUCGUUUCUUCCUCGCUCCGUCCCUUCCCCCCCCCGACGCUCGCCUAUUCCACCCAUGGCGCCGAUGCAACCCCUUCCGCGCAGCCUGAUUCUCCGUCGCACGCGGCGAUACGCGACCCUCUCGAUCGCGCCUCGCACUCGUCGCAGCUGCGUCGCCCGUCACCGCAGUCGCACGGUGUGGGUGACGCGUCGGCGAUUCUCCCCGAGUACCUGGGCCACGUGGCGACGGGCGGCGAGGGCCUCGCGUGGGGCGACAGGUGCUUCGAGCAGGUCACGGCGCGACUGGCCGUGCGCGCGGGGAGGCUUGGGCGCACGGGAGGGGGAGGGGGAGGAGGAGGAGGCGGAGGAGGAUUAAGAGGAGGAGAGGCCGUGGGGAUGAGGAGAAGCGUGAGAAACGAGGGUUGGGAUGUGCCAGAUGUGGGAGAGCGGGAAGAUGGGGAGGCGAGGGCAAGGAGGAGAGUGAUGCGAGGCGAGGAAGGGGGAAGGGAGUGGGUGGUGGCGAUUCAGCGGGAGCCAGGGGCGGAGGGAGAGGGCGGGUCGGAUGGGGCGAGGGUGAGGGCGGUGGAUGGACGACAGGCUGCAGCGACCGUCACUCUCUCUCCGCGUGGCAAGCGGCGCAUGCUGUGCACGGACGUGUACGCGCUCGCCACGCCGUUCCACCUGGUGGUGCGCGUGCUGCCCCUCGCCCUGCCCCACACCAUCACCGUGCCCUGGCCCGCCAUGGGGCCGCUCGAGAUGGACUAUGUGCAGCAGCGGGGCGUGGCUGUGUUCCGCCUGCCGCACGGGCUGUGGGGGGCGGUCAAGGCGCUGCUGCAGCUGCUGCCGCUGGCGUCUGACAGCAGCGUGGGCGAGGCGGCUCAACUGCGCUUCCUGCAGCAGCACAUGCACGCCUCCUUCCACCCCCAUGUGCCCCUCGCUCCGCCCCCAGACCUCUCUCUCCCAGCCGCCACAGCCUUCCUCGCAAGCGGCGAUCUGGUGCUGACGAGCAAGUUCCGCGGGCCGUGGGGCCUCUUUGAGACCAUUGAGAAGUGGGUCACCGGCAGCUAUGCCGCUCAUGCUGCCCUGCUGCUGCGGAGCGAGGAUGCAGGGGCGGGUGCGGGUGGGGAUGGUGAUGGGGUUGACGGGGGUGAGGGCGCUGGGGAAGGGGGAUUGGGGGAUCUGUGGGUGGCCGAGAGUGGGCGGAUCAGUGUGGCAGGGCGGCCAGAAAUUGCAGUGGAGCGGUUUCCAGAGUGGUGGAGGCGGAUGCAGAGGGAUCCGAGUGGGCAGCACGUGGUGGUGCUGCGGCUGGGGGAGGAGGGGCGGCGGCGAUGGGACAAUGGGCGCGCGUGGGCGUUCGUGCGGGCGAUGGAGGGGCGGCAGUUUGGGUAUCACAACAUUAUGUUCAGCUGGAUCGAUACACCUGCAAACAACUUUCCCCCGCCUGUUAAUGAGAAUACUGUAAGGCAGGGCUGGUGA
Closterium sp. Naga37s-1 is the source of this 1644-nucleotide messenger RNA. The record is from the annotation of a GenBank genome assembly. NCBI's taxonomy places the organism in Eukaryota, Viridiplantae, Streptophyta, Zygnematophyceae, Desmidiales, Closteriaceae.